Molecule: messenger RNA, 1889 nt
Organism: Chara braunii
Lineage: Eukaryota; Viridiplantae; Streptophyta; Charophyceae; Charales; Characeae
Source: the annotation of a GenBank genome assembly
UUUAUUUUCCGCUGCCGGCCAAUCGCCAGCCCGCCUUGCGUCUGUCCGUCGGCGCAGGUGGAGUCGCGGUCAGUUCACGUUAUCGAGCUUGAGCUUGUGUUUUCUCUUCUCGGCAGAUCAAUCAGUCGACGGCCAGCUUUGCCAACCCCUCCUCCUCCUCCUCCUCCUCCUCCUGCUCCUCCUCUUCCAUCUCUUCCCUCAUCUCUCAUCGCUUCUUCUUCCUCGCACGUCUGUCGUUGGAGCGCGGGGAAGAUAGGCAAACGAAGAUAGAGAUGGCACUGGUCGCACGUGCCGCACAUUGUCAGGCUAUGGUCGCCAGCACCGCCGGCGGCGGUGCGCUUGCCGCGGGGGACGUCUCCCCCGAUCACCGGACGUCGUCCGCCAUCCCUCCGCCGAGAUGCCGCCAGUUCUCCGGACUGAAGGGCGUCAUGAUGGCGCCACGUGACAACAAAAGCACCAACCUUGGCUUAUCUGAUGACGUCGCCGACAGCGCAAGUCUCAGUACGGCGAUCGGCAGGUCGCCCGCCCAGCGACGGCGGCGGGGGCGGGGGAGCAGCGCAAGGAUUUGCGCCGUGAUGGUUGACACGGAAACCACGAAAUCGGGCGUUCGAGUCGUACGGAUAGGCACGCGCGGAAGCCCUCUGGCUCUUGCGCAGGCAUACCAGACCAGAGACCGGCUGAAGCAGAGCCACCCCGAACUGCGCGAAGAAGGGGCAAUCGAGAUUGUUGUCAUUAAGACGACGGGGGACAAGAUUCUUAAUCAGCCUUUGGCCGACAUUGGCGGCAAAGGGCUCUUCACCAAGGAGGUGGACGAUGCUCUUAUGUCGUCGGAAGUGGACAUCGGCGUCCACUCCAUGAAGGAUGUCCCUACGUAUCUUCCCGAGGGUAUGAUCUUGCCAUGCAACCUUCCGCGCGAGGAUGUGCGCGACGCAUUCAUUUGCCCAACCGUGUCUUCUCUAGCGGAAUUGCCAGCGGGGAGCCUGGUGGGAAGCGCUUCUCUCCGUCGGCAAUCUCAGAUACUGCAUAAGUAUCCCUCCCUGAAGGUCGUCAACUUCCGAGGGAAUGUGCAGACGAGGCUGAAGAAGCUCAGUGAGGGUGUGGUGGCAGCAACCCUUCUUGCCCUCGCUGGACUCAAGAGGCUGGACAUGGCCGACACAGCCACGUCCAUCUUGUCCACUGAUGACAUGCUUCCAGCCAUUGCACAGGGUGCCAUUGGCAUUGCCUGCAGAGAAGGAGAUGAGGUUAUCGAGCGUUACCUAGCUUCGCUUAAUCACGAGGACACAAGGCUGGCUGUUGCUUGUGAGCGCGCCUUCUUGGCAGUGUUGGAUGGCUCCUGCCGGACGCCAAUUGCUGGACUGGCUGUGAGGACGGAAGACGGAGGCUGCUCGUUCAGAGGAUUGGUUGCCUCGCCAGAUGGGAAACGGGUGCUGGAGACGAGCAGACAGUGCUCAUACACUUUCGAAGACAUGAUUGCGGCGGGCAAAGAUGCGGCCGGAGAAUUGCUUAAGAGUGCGGGACCUGAUUUCUUCAAUUGGUCGUAGUAAGAGAGAAACGACGUCCAUCAGGUUUUGGAAAAGCAUGUAUGUUGGUGGGGUGGGGUGGGGUGGGGUAGGGUGGGGUGGCGACGCUACCUGGGCCUGGGGUGUCAGAGGACGGUGCUCUUCGAUAUUCGCGUAGGGGUUCAGAACGUAGUAGAGAGGGAAAUUAUGUGUGAUGUGUGUGGUAAACACUCUGCCCCCAUGUCCUUCCUUUCGACCCCUGCCAAAGCCCAAAGUUUUGUUGUGAAUCAUCUUUAGCAAUAUUUGUUCUUAUUUUUUCACAUGUUAAGAUUUUCACAUGUUAUAUUUGUUCUUAUUUUUUCACAUCUUCGAAAUUUUCACAUCUUAAGA